AUGUCUGGACUUGUGCGACAGCUACUCAGGAAUAACAGGAGAAAUAUAAAUUUACGAGAAUUCCACUCGACUCGUCGGCGAUGUAGCGGGUGGAGUGAAAGUAAGGAGAACAAGGAUGUCAUACCAUCGACGAACCCACCGCAGCCACCACUCUCAACGACGCCGACGCUUGACUUUUUCAAGGACCUCGGCAAAGCAGACAGAGUGUAUCAUCCAUUUGAUACGUACAAGUUUGUGACUACGUUGCAAGCGUAUGCAUACUCGAGGCGUGUCUCUGAGAUAAUAAUGGUAGCGACGAGGACUCUGCUCAUCCAACACGCCUUGAUAGCCAGGAGCUCUCUAAUGACGAGAGAAGAUCUCGAGAAUUCAAGCUACCUCUUCCAGGCAGCGCUCACGGAGCUGCGUGUGGAGCUCAGCAUCAGAGGCCGUGCAGACGCGAGUGCGUUGCGGAGCCUGACGACGGCGCUCACACGCGAGGUGGAUGGUUUGGAGCAGAAGAUGAAGGAGGACGUCGGCGGAUUGAAGGAUGACAUCGAGCUCGAUAUGAACAACCGCAAGGACGAGACACAGUCGGAUGGAAAGGCGUUCGAAAUAAAUGUACAGUCGCUCAACAACAGAAUCACAGUGGCCACGGGUGAGUUGAGGACUGAGGUUGAGAGGGAUAAAUGGGAUACGACAAUUCGUGUUGUCGGUGUUAUUUUCUUCGAGGCUGUCUGCAUCGUCGCCGCUGUGUUGCUAUCGGAUCCGGAAGAUGUCCAGAAAAAGAAGCACAAGACUCGACUGCCUACAGCAGAGGAAUUGGGGAUCAGGGAGACUGAAGAUGAAGUUCAACAGCGUGUGAUAUGA
This is a messenger RNA of Wallemia ichthyophaga EXF-994, 846 nucleotides long. RefSeq lists its product as uncharacterized. The record is from RefSeq and is a predicted model, not a curated record. Gene Ontology annotation, cellular component: mitochondrion. The transcript is spliced from 3 exons. The coding region runs from base 1 to 846 and encodes 281 amino acids. Lineage: Eukaryota; Fungi; Basidiomycota; Wallemiomycetes; Wallemiales; Wallemiaceae.